Messenger RNA from Mauremys reevesii (Reeves's turtle), 2851 nucleotides. RefSeq names its product complement C1s (gene C1S). The transcript has 12 exons. The record is from RefSeq and is a predicted model, not a curated record. Gene Ontology annotation, molecular function: serine-type endopeptidase activity; calcium ion binding. The coding region runs from base 225 to 2318 and encodes 697 amino acids. Gene Ontology annotation, biological process: complement activation; proteolysis. Gene Ontology annotation, cellular component: extracellular region. Lineage: Eukaryota; Metazoa; Chordata; Testudines; Geoemydidae.
AAGGAGAUACAGGGAGCCACAUUCUACAGGCAGGGGGUGCUACAGCAUUGUGAGUAAAGGCUCAGACCCUUCCCUAUCAAUGCCCCACAUCACUGACUGGGAUGUGGUCUGGAGACAGAAAAAAAGAGAGACGGAACAGGGAGAGAGAAACAGAGGCAAAGACGGAGAAAGAAGUCCUGUAACUCCAAAGUCCAGAAGCUGAAGCUUUUCAGGAAGGACACAGGAUGGAACUUUUGCAGAAGUGGUGGCUCAUCCUCUGUUGCCUCCUGGCCUGGGCUGAUGCAGCCCCCAUGUACGGCGAGAUCCUAUCCCCUAACUACCCUCAGGGGUACCCCAAUGAUGUGAAGGAGUCCUGGGAAAUCAGUGUCCCCCCAGGGUAUGGCAUCCGCCUCUAUUUCACCCACCUAGACAUAGAGCCAUCCCAGGACUGCGAGUAUGACUCUGUGAAGAUCCUGUCCAGUGACCAUGUCGAGGGCCUGCUCUGUGGGCGAAAGCGCAGCAAAGACCCUGGUUCCCCAAUCUUGGAGGAAUUCUAUGUCCCUUAUAACACCCUGACUGUGACUUUCCAGUCAGACUUUUCCAAUGAGGAGCGUUUCACUGGUUUCAGUGCCUAUUAUGUUGCAGUGGAUGUGAAUGAAUGCAUGGAUUUCAUGGAGGAUGCCUGCAGCCAUUAUUGCAAUAACUACAUUGGUGGUUACUUCUGCUCCUGUCCCCCAGAGUACUUCCUGCAUGAGGAUCAGAAGACGUGUGGGGUGAACUGCAGUGGGAAUGUAUUCACUGAGCUGUCAGGGGAAAUCUCCAGCCCCAACUACCCCAACCUGUACCCUGAGAGCUUGAUCUGUGAAUACCGUGUGGUCCUGGAGCCGGGCUACCGUGUGGUGCUGAACAUCAGGAGUGAGGACUUUGAUGUAGAACCAGCUGACUCAGAAGGGAACUGCCCCGACAGCUUAACAUUCACAGAUGGAAAACGACAGUUUGGUCCCUAUUGUGGCAACAAAUUCCCAGGGCCUCCAGAAAUUAAAACCAGGAGCAAUAUUCUUGAUAUUAUCUUCCAAACAGACAAAACGGCACAAAAGAAAGGCUGGAAAAUGCGCUACUUCGGGGACCCAAUACCCUGUCCCCAGAGUGUCACCCCAAACUCUAUUCUUGACCCACUAAAGGACAACUACAUCUUCAAGGACUACGUGAAGGUGACCUGCGUGAAAGGUUAUGAGGUUGUGACGCAACAAGGCAGCCUAGCAGCCUUUCACUCCAGCUGCCAGAGUAAUGGAGAAUGGAGCAACUUGCAACACAAAUGUGUCCCUGUGGACUGUGGUCUGCCUGACACUAUUGACAAUGGCGGAGCCACCUACCUGUCAGGAUUUGAGAAGACUCAGUACGAAGCCAUUAUCCGCUAUGACUGCGAAAAACCAUAUUAUACCCUGCAAACCAGAGGGGAUGGGAUUUAUCGGUGUUCAGCCAGUGGGAAAUGGGUGAGCGAAGAGAUGGGAACAGAGCUUCCAGCAUGUGUCCCAGUCUGUGGAAUCCCCAGUACACCCAUCGAGGAGCAGCAGAGGAUUUUUGGGGGCACCCGUGCUAAGCCAGGCAACUUCCCCUGGCAGAUCUUAUUCCAAAACCCACAGGGAGGUGGGGUACUUAUUUCGGACCGCUGGGUGCUGACUGCAGCUCAUGUGCUGGAUGAUUCAAAUAGCAAGCCCAUAAUGUAUGCUGGGGUGACCAACAUCAACCAACAGAUCAAGAGGGAGGAGCCCAUACAGCUGUUUGAAGAAGAAGUGUUCAUUCACCCUAACUGGGCAAAGGUUGCAAACCCAGAAGCUCGGACAAAUUUUGAUAAUGACAUUGCACUGCUGAGGCUGACGGCACCUGUGAAGAUGGGCCCCAAGAUCUCACCACUCUGCCUCCCUGGUGGUUCCCCUGAAUAUGAGCUGGAGAAAGGCAGACUGGGCUACAUAUCUGGCUGGGGCCGGACAGAGGACCGAAACAAAGUUUACCAUCUCAGGAAGGCACAGAUCCCUGUGGUGGACAUGGCACAAUGCCGUAGUGUGAAGCCAAAGCCACCUGCUGAUUCCACCACUUUCCAAUUCACUGACAACAUGGUCUGUGCUGGAGAUGGCACAAAGGACAGCUGUUCUGGGGACAGUGGCGGAGCGUAUGCCAUCAAUGACCCCCACAAUGAGACACGGUACUAUGUGGGUGGCCUGGUCUCCUGGGGACCACAGUGUGGCACAUAUGGCCUUUACACCAGAGUGGGGCGCUACCGGGACUGGAUCAUGGAGACCAUGAGCCGAUAUGAGGAGGCAGAGGGAUCACACCAAUAGAUCCUUCUCGCCCUAGGGCACUGCCAUCUCACCAGGUAUUGAGGUCACAUGUCCCAGCAGAUUGGCUGCCCUUUGAUCCCAUCUACUCUUUGCACAACAGACCAACUGCAUUGUGGCUGUGCCGGAGUAGGGAGUCAGAAACAAUGGGUUAUCUAUUCCAUUGUAACUACAUCAGGGAGGGGCGUCUCUCUUCCUUCCUCCACUGGAAUUGCCAGGGCAGGAGCAGAGAGCAUGCUGGGUAAAGAGGCCCCCUUUUACCUUUACCCUUCACAUUCUUUGCUCAAAUUCCUUGGUUUUUAGAGAGAUGCUAGCCAGGCUGCGUCCACAUGAUCGCUCUGAGGCUGAAACCCAUCAGUGGGGACAAUAGAGGGUAAUUGCUGGUCCACAAGAACUAGGUUCAGAGCCUGGCCAACCAAAAGAUGAAGGGCUGCUCCUUCUCCUCACUAGGACAAUAGAGGCUCAUUGACUUCCGACUCACGUAUUCUCUGUAUCACUCACAAUAUCUAACUGCAUUAAAGGAUCAUCAAAUCACC